Molecule: messenger RNA, 1011 nt
Organism: Helianthus annuus (common sunflower)
Lineage: Eukaryota; Viridiplantae; Streptophyta; Magnoliopsida; Asterales; Asteraceae
Product: vacuolar protein sorting-associated protein 13-like protein
Exons: 2
Coding region: 1-1011 (336 amino acids)
Source: RefSeq, a predicted model, not a curated record
AUGGAUACUGAAGAGGAAAUAGCGUAUUAUUACUAUGUUUCUCAACAAGAGUAUCCUAUAAAGAUCAAAGAAGUUUCAGAAGAUGUUUCAGAAAAGACUGUAAAUGUUUCGGAGGUUGGUUCAGAGAAAGCUGAAAAGGUUUCAGAAAUUGUUUUAGAAAAAGCACCAGUUUUUGAUCAUUCAUCUGAUGAAGAAAGUGAUGAUGACUAUGAUGAUAGAGUAGAAUUUGAAAAACUUGAAUUUUAUAGAGGAUUUUUUUCACUUCAUAUGUUUAAUAUGUUGUUUUCAGCUCAAGCGGAAACACUUAAAAAUAAACAAACUGCGAAAAAGAAGAAUCAAAAGGCAGUAAAUGUUGAAGAAAAUGCAAAAUCUGAGAAAGAACAAGUUGACAAUAUUCAUCAUGAAAAGACUAAACAAGAUGAGACUUCUGAGUUGUCAUUAAACGGUGAAUACAAACCUGAAGAAAAAGUUCAAGCGGUAGAAGAACAAGUUGAAGAAAUUCCAGCUUUCAAGAUGGAGAGGAAAGCUGAUGUUGAAAAGAUACUUGAGAUGUGCUCAAACUGUGAAAAAUCAAAUUCUGAAAAUGUCAAACUGUUGAGAGAAGUACACACAAAACAUGAUAAGUCAAGUAAAACGAAUUCAUCAAAUGCAAAUCUGAGGACAAAAGAGAAGAUAAAGAAAGAAAAUUUAACUAAUCAAACUGAUGAAAAAUCAAAGAAAGUUAGUUUUUCAGAAAAAGUCUUUAUCAAAGUUUUUGAUGGCGAUGAAUUUUCUUCGGAAACAAAGGAGCUACAUAUUGGCAAUGAAUCUGGCUUAUCAAAGUCAGACAAGCCAAGAUCGGGUAAUGAAUCUGGUUUGUCAAAACCAGAAGAGCCAUAUGUUGAGGUAAAAGAUGAUAUUUCCAUUAAGACAAUGGAUGAUGCAAAUUUUCCAUCUUUGUCAAAUGGAAAUUUGAAACAGAAAACUAACAAACCCAAGAUUGGUCAGGCUUGGGUGAAUCUUUUCAAAUGA